This is a messenger RNA of Cydia pomonella (codling moth), 2531 nucleotides long. RefSeq names its product iroquois-class homeodomain protein IRX-5-like (gene Achi). The record is from RefSeq and is a predicted model, not a curated record. Gene Ontology annotation, molecular function: DNA-binding transcription factor activity, RNA polymerase II-specific; RNA polymerase II cis-regulatory region sequence-specific DNA binding. The coding region runs from base 748 to 1836 and encodes 362 amino acids. Gene Ontology annotation, biological process: regulation of transcription by RNA polymerase II. The transcript is spliced from 8 exons. NCBI's taxonomy places the organism in Eukaryota, Metazoa, Arthropoda, Insecta, Lepidoptera, Tortricidae.
UACUUGCACUAUAAUAAUUUUACUUUAUUUGCAAAGUGACAAAAUGUGCAUCAAUUAUGCUGAGGGCCUACCGCGAAUAUCGAAAUUCGUCAAUUGCGGGCAUUUUUCUCUGUCACUCUAAUUACGUCUUAGUGAGAGUAAAAGAGAAAGAUCUCCGCAAUUUGCGAAUAUCGGUUUUUGCGGUAGGCCCUCUGGUUUACCACGUUUAUUAGCAAUUACCCGGUAUACUGUACGGACGCGAACGCCCUCUGAAUUAAUUUCAACAAGCUUUACAAUAAAGGUUUGUCCAGUUUGUCACUUGUCGCGCCAUCUAUAAUAAAAUAUCAUCACCAUUUUACAGCUUAAGGACAAAAAAAAAUCGCAUAAAGAAAGCUAGAUGGCGCAACUGAUCUGAAACGGUUGCUUACUGUUUGACAUUUUAAUAAUAAUCAACCACGCUUUGUUUUGACAUUUAAUACUCCAACUGUCACCGAAGCGUUGCCGUGCGAGCGAGCACGAUAUACGAAUCCGUGUAAGUCGGAUAAGGAUAGCGGCGCGGCGGCGCUGUGGCUUCCCGCCGUCCCCCGUACGACAGUCGCGCUCAGUUCGUUUUGCUUUGCUUGCUGUGCGUAGUUCAAUGAAGAAUUAAUUUGUUUGAACGUUAUCCAAUCGGUUAUUCGUGACUUUUGGACUGUUGGUGAACUUUGUUAGUGAUAUACGUGUGAUUGAGUGUAAAAAACAAUAUUCGGAUGGAUUGAGUGUGUAACAAUGUUACCUCCUACGGCCGGCAUAGCACAAGAGCAACGCGACCGGCCCGAAAUGGCGUAUCAGCAGCGUCGUGACGUUAGGGAGCUAACCCGGGAAAUCAUCAGGGAUGCUGCUCGAGCGGCCAACAGACAACAGUCAAUGUCGCCUGGAGCUCGCGACCGUUUUCCCUCCACAUCAUCCACAGACGACAACGAGAGCGGCACCGACGGCGAGGCCGACCGCACGCGCCGCGCCAGCAUUGUCCUAGGUCAACCCGGCCCGCCGCCCGGCAUCAUCUCCGUUCGCAAGCGCCGCGGCAACCUGCCCAAACACUCCGUCAAGAUCCUCAAGCGAUGGCUGUACGAUCACAGAUACAACGCGUACCCGAGCGACGCGGAGAAACUUACUCUCAGUCAAGAAGCCAAUCUCACUGUGCUCCAAGUAUGCAACUGGUUCAUAAACGCCCGCCGUCGCAUCCUACCGGAAAUGAUAAGACGCGAGGGCCACGACCCUCUCCACUACACCAUCUCACGCCGCGGCAAGAAGCAGCCAGGAACACCCACCGCCGGCUCCUCUGGACAACAGGUCGCUUGGGACACUGUCGAACUGGAGAUCCAAAACGAGGGCGACCGCCGCGAAGGAGAGUACGCCGAAGGGGACGGACUUCUCGUGUACCGUAGUGACGGUGAACUGGGAGAAGAAGGCUAUUCAUCAUCCGCUGUCAGCGAGGAGGAGGUCAAAUACGACCCUUCAGUGUGGCAGAGCGUCAUACGUUACGGACCGGAGGAUGCUCAUCCGGCUACUAGGGGCACGGCGGCGGUAGUGACAGUGACGACAUCAGAAGAGGAGGAGCAGGCGGCCGAGGCGGCGCGCGCGGGGGGCGGGGCGGGGGGCGGGGCCGGGGGAGGCGCGGGGGGCGGCGCCGGCGGCUGGCACCCGCAGCUCGCGCACCUGCCGCAGCUGCCGCACCCGCUGCGCACGCGCAGGCUGCAGGUGGUCCCCAGCUCUUCAGAGGGCGAGCGAGACAAGUUCAAGUGUCUGUAUCUGCUGGUUGAGACAGCUGUCGCCGUCCGCCAGCGCGAGAAAGAGCAGGAAGAGGUGCCUGUCUAGUGCGCAGAAAACAAGAAAUACAUCACCGCUUCCGAGCGGUGGCAAGCGCAGUGCCGCUAAACGGAAUUGUACCUUCUGGCUAUUAACAUAAGUACUAUUUCACCUAUUCCCGCCCAUCCUAUAUAAACACUCGAUAGAAAUAUAUUACCUAUCGAAUUAUCUCCAAACCGAGUGUUUUCACUAUAAUAAUUAGUGAUAUGACUCUAAACGCAUUGUUACUAAAUUGUAUUAGUGACAAAUAUAAUUAAAAUUUGUCAAAUUACGAGUAGGAAGUCUAUUGGAAAUGUAUGCGGUUAUGCGAUAUACAGACGUAAUAAUUACGUUUAAAACUAAAAGUUCCAUGUAGAAUCCGCUAGCCCUAUCGCCAAACUAUUGAAUUAAUAAGACAAUGGGGAGUAUUACUGAAAUGUUCUGCCGCCAGAGUGCAGCACUAGCACCUUUCGUAAACCAUAGAGUACCUUAUACAUACUGUGCCUUCAACUGUUUUUGACAAGUUUUCACAGAUAAUAAAAUAUGACAUUGAUACAUCAAGGCGGUUUGUUUACAAAGGGCCGGGAAACGCGGAAAUCGAAAUUUAGUUAUUUGCCUCUUCAUCGCUCGAAUAUGCAAGAGUGAUAGAGAGGUUACAUAACGAAAUUUCUUGUUUCGCGGUAGACCCUCAGAUUGUGAUGGAUUGUGGUAGUGGCGGCCCCUAC